Orbicella faveolata is the source of this 3047-nucleotide messenger RNA. RefSeq lists its product as uncharacterized. The record is from RefSeq and is a predicted model, not a curated record. Lineage: Eukaryota; Metazoa; Cnidaria; Anthozoa; Scleractinia; Merulinidae.
GCGAUUUGAAAAAAAUGAUUGGUUUCAAACUUUCAUAACAAAAUAUUAAUUGCACUUAGUCCAAAAUUGUUUCUUUGAGGCUCUUGAGUAAUUUCCGAAAGGCUCCACACUGAUUUACAUCUGGGUUCAAAGUUCUGCAACUCUGUGCCCUGUAGUUUUAGUAUUUUUUACUUUUCUGUCUGCAAUGGCGCUGUUGUACAAAGAAGUUGGCAUAAGAAAAAGACGGACUAGAUGUGAAUCAAUUGUUGUGGGUGGCUUGGUUGCAGGUGGAAUAGCUUGCCUCGUAGCUGGGAUUGUGCUGAUGAUCCAAGCAAACACAAUAAAAACCAGCGAGCAAUGUGAACCGCAGAAAUAUACACGAGCAAUUAACAGUGGCUGUGGAUACUCCGCAGAAGCGAGAAGUUCUGGGCUAGAGAGGUUCUUUCAUCAAGCUCAGGAACGGUUUUAUGAGUUAUUACCACACAAAAUCGCCUUUAAACCGGGCGUGACGUCAGAUGAAAUCCGCCAGCGUUAUAAAAGCUACGAUUCAACGCCAACGCAAAUAAAAUUUGUUACCGAUGAGAUUGCUAAGCUGACGAAAAGACUUGAAAACAUGAAGAUCAGAGACAACAAACUGACAUUAAGAGAAAAACGGGCGAAAGCGCAGCUCUCUCAUUGGAUGCGGCACGUGUUUCCAUACGGUGUACCUUUCGCCUACGAUUAUUAUUCCGGCGAUUGGCUCAUGGGACCGAAUAUUUUCUGCUGGUCAUCGAUUUGUUUCUUACCUAUGGAUGUGGGUAAAGCGUUGUGGCAUUUUCAACCGUCAUCUGUGAGUGAAAUGGAGACAUUAAGGAACAAAUUGAUGGAAAUAAACCAAACAUUUACCCAGUUUGUGGAAAACAUGAAGUUAGGCGUGGCUGCUGGAAUGGUUCGCACUGUGGAAGAGUGCAAAGCAGGCCUUGAUGGUUUGAGGUGGGCCUUCCGAGAUGUCGAUAUUAACGGUCCAGUAGGUAAAGAAAUAAAAAUCGUAUGUUGCCUAGUUAGAAUCCUCGAUGCCACGUACAUGAAGGCAAUUUUAGUUGAUGGAUUUCUGUCCAAGAUGACGUCAGGAGAAUUGGAUUUGUGGAAAGUCAAACACGGGAGAUCAGUGAACGAGUCAUUGAGACAGUUUGUUAUUGAGUAUGUUGGUGAGCCAAUUCAGCGUGCGUUAAGAUUGCUAGGAAUCCUCGAUGCCACGUACAUGAAGGCAAUUUUAGUUGAUGGAUUUCUGUCCAAGAUGACGUCAGGAGAAUUGGAUUUGUGGAAAGUCAAACACGGGAGAUCAGUGAACGAGUCAUUGAGACAGUUUGUUAUUGAGUAUGUUGGUGAGCCAAUUCAGCGUGCGUUAAGGUAUAUCGAAAAGGAACAUUUACAGUACUGCGCCCCGAGUGAGCUGUCCAGCGGCUUGGCAAACUUACCUCUUGACUUCAUUUACAUCAACGGAACGAAAACGAACAGAACGACAACGAAGACUCUCCCCACUGGUGAAAAACUUGAUGGGAAGGCCACCUAUCUUAAGCUUAUGCAGUACUUCACCACAACUGAAAAAACACCUGAUGAAAUCUAUGAACUUGGUUGGUCAAUUAUAAAUCGAAAAUACCCCGAGGUUUUAAGGCGAGGGCCAUCGCCUCUGAAUUAUCUCAAAGAAAGCAUUCGUAAGUACAUGGCAUGCGUGAAGGAUGCUAACAGUCAACCAGAUUGUGAAGAUUUUCUACAACCUCCAAAGAAUACAGCCAGCAUGGUUCCCCAGCAGAAUUUACAACAAAUGGACCAUCACUCCUUCAAAAUUUUUUAAGAACAAAUUAACUUAUCGUUAUUGAAACGUAAAGUAAACUAAGAAGAAUUGAUUAUUGAUUAAUAUUUUAUUUGUAACUUAAAGCUUGGUUCGACCUCUUAUACGACGAUUUUAGGGUUAUUAUAUAUGGACAGGGAUUUUCGUCGUAUGUUAGUUUACAGGGUUACAAAUUGUCUCUAGGGGUCCCGUUUCCAUGCAGUUUUCACAGUAGUAACAUGAUAUAGUAACUCUUCAGUAGAGUACGUUUUGUACGUUAGCGCAAACAGGCAAGAACUACUUUUCAUAAAUUGGAAUAGACAUUUCAGAUCAAAGUUUUUUGGCAGGAUAUGGUUUUUCCUUAGGCUCUUCUAACUUUUAAAACAGUAAACAUGUAAAACUGGAACUUCAGCCACGACCAGAAAUAUUGAUUAUGGUAGUUUUAGAUGUUAAUUUUAAUAACAGACAGGGCAGAGUUAGACGUUUUUGAAUUUUGGUAAAUUUUCGCUACAACAAGUAAGUUAGAAAGCCCCACUCGUUGUAGUAUUUCACGUAGACGUUGCCCAGCAACUAAUGUUUUUAAUAUACAUCAAAUAUGUUAUUAUUUGACUUCCUUUGCCGUCCGUGACUUACAAAGCGUCCGGCUUUGCGUAAGCUGAUGAGCAUACCUGUGGCUUUAUAUGGAAGUCUUCAAUCGCGCGCUAUAAACACGAUAGUCUGUCCACCUGUAUCUUAUGCAAGGGUAAAAGAUAUGGAUUCUCGUUCUUUCUCCUGAAAAAUUGAUUCUCUGUGCUAGACUAAAAUAGAUAAAUAAUGAUACCCUCUUCAGGUUCACAUAUGUUUAUGAAGUCGAGAACCGUGCCAUCCCCUUACAAGUGCCACCAAUCACCAGGCAACCAUUUUGUUGCCUUAAACGCGCUACCGUAGGCGUACGGGCUGGGAGGGGGGUGGGAGUAUUGCGGCCCAGAUUGUUGGUCGAGAAACGCUCUUUAAUAAUUUGUCUCGAAGAGAAUGAGGCUGGCUCGAUCUAAGAAAGAUUUUGACCCUGCAUGUACAAUCAAGAAACUCUAACAAUGUUCACUGAUUAUAUGAAAAGUGACCCAAAACAGAAAGAAUAGACCAGCAUCUCUAAAAUAUUUAACUUAAUUCCUGAAUUUGACUUUAGUAGAUAGUCCCAUCAGUAUUCUUAGCAUGCGAAUGGGUAACUGAUUUAAACUGUAAAAAGAUACGACUUUAUUAAACGUUUCUCAUUCGUUGA